AUGCAAGUACUAUCCUACUGCGUCCUUCUCCUGCCGCUCCUGCUGCUUCUCAGCUCUGGUAUCCCGCCGGCUGCGACGUCCAACGAUGAUGAUUGCAACGAGGUGGUCUGCGGAUCGGUGGUCUCCAAGUGCCUGCUCACACAGAGCUGCCAGUGCAAGUUGAACGACUGCCACUGUUGCAAGGACUGCCUGAAUUGUCUGGGUGAGCUGUUCACCGAGUGCUGUGGAUGCCUGGACAUGUGUCCCAAGCACAAGGACGCCCUGCCAUCCCUGACGCUGCGCUCGGAGAUCGGGGACAUCGAGGGCCUGCCCGAGCUCUUCGAUACCCUUACCGCCGAGGACGACGAGGAAUGGUCCACCAUUCGCUUUCAGAUGCGCCCCGGCUUCAAGCAACGUGUCCAAGGCAACAGUGCUGGACACAGUGACGGCGGAACUGGGACUGGAACAGGAGCUGGAGCUGGAGGCGGAACCACCAAUAUGUGCACUGUGAUCUAUGUGAACUCCUGCAUCCGGGCGGACAAGUGUCGGCAGCAAUGCGAGAGCAUGGGAGCCAGUAGCUAUCGAUGGUUCCACGACGGCUGCUGUGAGUGCGUCGGCGAAAAUUGCCUCAACUACGGGAUCAAUGAGAGUCGGUGCCGGGGGUGUCCGGAGGACGAUGAGCAGCUCCUCACCGCCGACACUGUCCAGGGCGAAGCUGAGCAAGAUCUGGAGCAUCUAUUUGGCAACGAGGAGAACGAGGCCAACAUGAAUUUCGGAGAAGAUGAGGACGAUUUCCUCUAA
Molecule: messenger RNA, 780 nt
Organism: Drosophila serrata
Lineage: Eukaryota; Metazoa; Arthropoda; Insecta; Diptera; Drosophilidae
Gene: tsg
Product: twisted gastrulation
Biological process (GO): regulation of BMP signaling pathway
Source: RefSeq, a predicted model, not a curated record